AUGGCGUCAAGCGAACCCCCCAGGUUCGAUGAUUCCGAGGACGAGGAAGACUUUAACCCAGCGCCGGCAGAUCUGUCUGAUGAUGAGCCUGCGCAUAAUGACACAAGUCCACCUUCGAAAUCAAAUUCCAGGCGCCGCGACUACGCAGAAGCCGACGAUGGCGAUGACAAUGACGAAAUUGGCAACAAGGUGACAGGAAAAACUCGUCCAGCUCCUGAUGAGGACGAUGACCAGAGCGACGGGGAUGGCGAACAAGACAGAGUCCAAGAUGAGGAGGAUGAAGAGGAGGAGGAUGAAGAGGAUGAUGAGGACGAAGAUAUUCAGCAGGGUCAUCGGAGGAAACGACGUCGAGAUAGACGGAACGCAUUUUUCGAUAUCGAAGCUGAAGUGGACGACGAGGACGAAGGAGAAGAUGAGGAGAAGGAUGGUGAAGAAAUUGGAGACUUCAUCGACAAUGAACAUCCCGACGACAUUGCUGAGAGCGCACGACUUGACGAUGAUCGAAGACAUCGCGAGUUAGACCGGCGUCGCGAAAUGGAAGCCAGCUUGGACGCCGAGAAACAGGCAGAGAUACUUCGCCAGCGAUACGGAAAUAGGCGUCCAGCCAGAGGUUUCGGGGAUUCUGCAGUUGUACCGAAACGCCUCCUGCUUCCUAGCGUUGACGACCCGAGCAUUUGGGCUGUCAGGUGCAAAGAAGGCAAGGAGCGGGAGGUUGUCCUCUCUAUAAUGAAGCGCAUAGAAGAACGGAUCGGAACCAAGGACGAGCUAGCUAUCACCGCUGCUUUUGAAAGAGGCGGUGCACAAUCUGUCAUGAAGGGAUUCAUUUAUGUCGAAGCACAGCGCCAGACGGAUAUUCUUGUCGCAUUGGAUGGCAUGUUGAACGUUUACCCUCGCUCAAAAAUGACGCUGGUAGACAUCAAGGAUAUGCCAGAACUCUUACGAGUUACCAAAACGCCAACACUGGAACCUGGAGCGUGGGUACGACUCCGUCGCCCAGCAAAGCAUAGUGGAGAUCUGGCUCAAGUUCUCGACGUGACGGAGAACGGCUUAGAAGCAAGAGUGCGCUUUAUUCCUCGAUUGGACUACGGCAUGCGAGAUGAGGCACUUUCCAGUUUGUCAUCGGAUGGCAAACGCAAGAGACCAGGUGCUGCCGGUCCCCGACCACCCCAGAGACUCUUUAGUGAAAUUGAGGCUCGCAAGCGACAUCCACGAUUCAUUCAGGGUAAUCCAACCACAAACACAUGGUCGUACAUGGGGGACGAAUUUGAGAACGGCUUCCAGGUGAAAGACGUCAAGAUUCAACAGCUUGUUGUGACGGACGUGAAUCCAUCCUUGGAGGAAGUAACAAGGUUUGCAUCUGGGGCGGAGGACGGCACGGAGAAUCUGGAUCUUAAGGCACUUGCUGCCAGCUUGAAGGACAGCAACACCCUCGUGACGUACCUUCCUGGCGACAUCAUUGAGGUAUACUCUGGUGAACAAAGAGGUGUAGUUGGCAAAGCUACAAAUGUCCAGGGCGACAUUGUCACCAUGUCUGUCACAGAAGGUGACCUUGAGGGACAAACAAUCGAAGUGCCGAUCAAGGGUUUACGGAAACGUUUCAAGAUUGGUGAUCAUGUCAAGGUCAUCGGUGGUAGCAAGUUCCGCGACGAAGUGGGAACCGUAGUCAAAAUCUCUGAGGAUCGGGUCACUCUAUUGACGGACCAGACUAACACUGAGGUAACCGUUUUUAGCAAGGAUUUACGGGAAGCCAGUGACAUUGGAGGCCAAGGAUCACUUGGCCAAUUUUCACUUCAUGACCUAGUCCAGCUAGAUCCAACGACAGUUGGGUGUAUUGUCAAGAUCGACCGAGAAUCGUUGGUCGUGUUGGACCAGUACGGCGAUACAAGACAGGUGAUGCCAUCUCAGAUCUCUAACAAACUCCCAAAGCGAAAGCAGGCUGUCGCGGCCGAUCGUGAGGGGUCAGAGAUCCGGCUUGAUGACGUUGUUAAGGAGUUUACUGGGCAACACAGGCAGGGCAAGAUUAUUCACAUCCACCGAUCCUAUGUUUUCUUGCACACAAACGACAGCAAUGAAAAUGCUGGUGUUUUCGUGACGAAGGCUAGCAUGGUCAAUACUGUCGCCGCAAAAGGUGGCCGUGUCAAUGCGGCAACAUCAGGCCCAGACCUUAGCACGAUGAAUCCUGCCUUGAAGAUACAUAAGAAUGGCGGAGAAAAUAAGGCGGCCCAGCCUGCGAAAAUGUUUGGCCGGGAUCGUGCCAUCAACCAAACGGCCAUCAUCAAGAAAGGCCCUUACAAGGGUCUCUUGGGAAUUGUCAAGGAUACCACUGACACUCAUGCUCGUGUGGAGCUGCAUACCAAGGGCAAGACGAUCACGGUGCCCCGUGAUUCACUGAGUUUUAAAGACAAAACCACUGGUGCUACCAUUGAUAUCAACGGUAGAGGACGAGGCGCUCCUGGGGGCGGUGGAUUUGGGCGAGGUGGUCCGGAAAGGGUGCCUGGUUGGCAGGGAGGGUCGCGAACGCCAAUGGGGGCUGGCGGUUCUGACCGUGUUCCGGCUUGGGGAUCACGCACACCUGCAGCUGGCGGCCGAACUCCAGCUUGGAAGGCACAGGAUUAUUCAGGCUCGCGGACUCCGGCUUGGGCCGAUGGGUCUAGAACCGUCAACCCUUACGAUGGCAGCCGUACGGCAUACGGGUCAGGCUCACGCACACCAGCUUGGCAAUCCGGUGCCCGGACUCCCGCCGCCGGCGAUGCCUUUGGUGCCGGUUCGCGAACACCCGCCUACGCUGGAUCCGGUGCCGAUAGUUGGGCGUCUGGAUCGAAGACUCCGGCAUGGGGUGCUUCAGCCCCUACUCCCGGGGCUACCGGCAAUGAUUCUUGGGGCUAUACUCCUGGAGCAACUGCUGGGGGAUAUGAUGCACCGACCCCGGGUGCAGCCAUUGGUGCCCCGACCCCUGGGGCAAUGAAUGCUCCAACUCCUGGUGCAUAUUCCGCUCCGACUCCUGCAGCUAGCGCACCAACCCCAGGAGCAGGUUGGCAGGGCGGUUGGGGCCCGGACUCUGCUCCGACUCCUGCCGCCGCCGCACCUACACCAGGUGCCAGCGGAUAUUACGGAGCACCGACUCCAGCCGCUUAUGGUGGUGCUCCAGAAACCCCAGCUGCUAGCGGGCCGAGGUAUACAGAUGAUGAUUAA
Messenger RNA from Pochonia chlamydosporia 170, 3192 nucleotides. RefSeq names its product transcription initiation protein spt5. Gene Ontology annotation, cellular component: DSIF complex. The coding region runs from base 1 to 3192 and encodes 1063 amino acids. Gene Ontology annotation, molecular function: mRNA binding; protein binding. The record is from RefSeq and is a predicted model, not a curated record. Gene Ontology annotation, biological process: regulation of transcription by RNA polymerase II; regulation of DNA-templated transcription elongation; transcription elongation by RNA polymerase II. The transcript is spliced from 3 exons. Lineage: Eukaryota; Fungi; Ascomycota; Sordariomycetes; Hypocreales; Clavicipitaceae.